Stomoxys calcitrans (stable fly) is the source of this 824-nucleotide messenger RNA. RefSeq lists its product as uncharacterized. The coding region runs from base 201 to 746 and encodes 181 amino acids. NCBI's taxonomy places the organism in Eukaryota, Metazoa, Arthropoda, Insecta, Diptera, Muscidae. The transcript has 2 exons. The record is from RefSeq and is a predicted model, not a curated record.
CGAUACAAAUCACAACAUUCAUCAUUCUAAUACACAAAUAAAACUUAUUUAGCUAUACUUUUAUAAAAAGCCAUUCAAAGUUGUUAGGGGAUUUUUUUGGGUUGGGAAAAUUAACUUUUGAUUUGAGGAUUUUUACGGAUGGGAAAAUACUGCCAAUUCUUACUAGAAGAAAUAAAAUCAAGCUAAAAAUAGAAUCAAAUAUGGAUAUGGAGCAUCAAGAGCGCGAAAUUGAGCAUUUUGGAUUCUCUAGUGAGCUCGCAUCGCUUGAAAGAAAUUACUAUGUUAAGAAAAAUAUCAACACAGCGUUGGACGGUGUUAUUAAAAAAGCAGAGUGCUCUGAGGAGACAAACCAAUAUCUUCUAAAGAUAAAAGACGAGGUGUUAAAAAAAAUUUGGCUUUCUAUUGAGGGUCACAUGAAGGCGGCCGAGGAAAUGGAUAAAAAGUAUUUCUCAGUUCCCGAUCAUGUACUUUUACCUGCCUAUUUUGACCAUGUCAAAACAUACUCACAAGCUGAUGAAAAGAAUAUUGACGAUGAAAUUGCUUCCCAUAAGAAGAGAUUCCUUGAGAAUUCAAUAAUGAUAACUUUGUUGAAGAUGGAGAAUAGCCAACACAAAAAAUUCAUUCCCUUUUUGGAUGAAGAGCUGAAUAUACAAAAUGCACUGAAGGAAAGCUUUAAAAAUUUGAACAUGAAUGCAUUAAAUGAUCUUGUGGAUAAAACGCUUGCAUUUGGCCAAAUGAGAAAAUAGUAAUACAUCUUAAAUGUUGGGUGGGUAUUUUAUAUUGAAUUUAUUAAUAAAUCGCUGAUUUCUUAAUUAACAAUGUAA